AAAGACUUAAUGCUGAUGCUGUACUCAUUUUUUCAGUUCGUGUGAUGUUCAAAUUAGUAACUUACGAACCACUUUGCUUAACGUUAUAAUUUUUUAUGUGUAGUAGUUAAUUUGGCAAGUAUGGAUAUAACUAUGUUGCAAAACGCAUAUCCGACAAUGCACGACAGGAUGCCAGACAGAAUGUUAACUGAAGAGGAUUUCAGAAAUACAGAUCUACCCGUAGAUGAAAGAGAAGUUUAUGAUAUAAUAAGAGAUAUUAAAGAUCCAGAGCAUCCUAUGACACUAGAAGAACUUGGAGUUGUAGAUUUGCAAGAUAUUAAGGUUGAAGAAAAUAAUCACUGUUUUGUUGAAUUCAAGCCGACAAUUCCCCAUUGUAGUAUGGCGACACUGAUUGGCUUAAGUAUUAAAGUUCAGCUGCUAAGAAUACUACCUGUACAUUUUAAAGUUGAUGUUUGUAUUGCUCCAGGUACACAUGUAUCUUUUAAUGCAAUUAAUAAACAGCUUGCUGAUAAAGAAAGAAUAGCUGCAGCCCUUGAAAACUGCCAUCUUUUAGAAGUCAUCAAUAGCUGUCUUUUGCUGCCAGAGCCACAAACAAUUCCAGACUUUGUAGAGAAUGCUUUGAAAAACAAGCAAGAUACAGAUGUUUCAAAUAUAAGAUAUAUUCAACAUUCUAGGCAACAUAUUGAAAGUUUUCGUCGAUGGCAUGACAUAUUGAACAAGGAUUCACAAAAAUCAAAGUGUUUUAAUCUUUCAGGAAAAGAUAUUUUAUUAUGAAAAUUGUUAUGCUCUGUAUGGUAGUUCUUUGAAAUAAAAGCUGAUCUGUGUAAUUAUCACCAUUUGGGCUAAUUAGUAUAAUUAUAUAAGAAUGCUGUGAAUAUCAAACUGAGAAUAAAUCUUAAAGUGAAAAUGUAUACUAUAGGUUGUUCUGUAAAGUGUAGUUAAAAAAAACAAGUAUAUUUGUAUUUUAUAACCAUGAGUAUUUUUUAAUUCUUGCAAAUCUAGUAUGGUAAAAUUUACUAUAUUUCCAUUGCUAACAAUAGAAGAAAAAUGUACAGGAAAUUACAAAUGUCUUUAAAUGUGAGUGAUAUACUUACACUUUGAUAACGUAUUUAAAAGUAAACAAUUUUUACUUUGAUUUCCAAAGAUAGUCAUCUAGUCAUUUAUUUCUAUUGCUUUGAAGGUUUUUCAAAGAUUAUUAUAUUUUUUCAGUGGGAAAAAAUAUGCAGUUUGUAUUGUCUCAAUGGGAAAGAAAAGAUUCUUUUGCACUGAACAUUGGAAGCUGUGCAAUGUUUGAUUCUUAAUAAGUCCCAUGGAUAGCACGUGGUAUUUUCCACAAUCACUUACCUACAUGUUUGAAGUAAAAGAAUAAUUUUGCAGCCUACUACUAAUAUGAUUAAAAAUUUUUAUGUCACACCUUAAAUAGUGUAAAAGGAUUAUCUGAAAAAUAGUUUUUUUUAAUGAUUUUGAAAUCUAAGACUUGGGCAUAACUUUUCAAACAUUGCAUUUUGGGAAAUUCUAAAAUGUACUACGUACAUUUCUAAUUUGUGUAUCUAUUGCAAUUUUCAGCAUAAAAUUGAAUGUGGUAACUCAUUCUGAGAUUAUGAAGAAAAGACUAUGAUAUCUUAUUCUGAAAUCAAAUUAUCAAAAUCAGCACUAAAAUAUUUAGAUUAUAAAUUACCUGACUCAGUUUUAUUUUUCUUUAAAUUUGGAAGUGUGAUAUCAUAUAGCAUCUGUAUGCAAAGAGUACACAAUUAAGAAAUGCAUAUUUCGAAAGAAUAUCUCUAUUAAGAGAGUUGGCCAGCAUUUUAUAAUUUUUAUGUACUGGUUUUAUAUCUUUACGAUGACGUGGAUGAUGUUUAUAUAAUUUUUUUAGUACUGUGAUUUUAAGUAGUCUCCACAGUAUGUUAAUUCAAAAUAAACAAAUUCUAAAUGUUGCUUGUGUUAUUUUAUUUCAUUUAUGCUACUUUUAAUUCUGUAUUUUUUAGUGAAUUUUCAAAUAGAGGUAAAUUUAUAAGUGCAGGAUGUUUCACAAUCAAUGGAACAAUGAAGUUCCUCCAAAAAAUUACUCAUAUUGAUUGUCAAAUUCUACAUAGAAACAUGGCAUUCCAUUUUGAAUUUUUCAGGUGACUUACUCUCAUUUAAUGCUUUGUUAAAAAUGAGAAGUAGGGAUAUUCAGCAUAAGACUGUAACUGAGUGUCAUGUCUUUGCAAUAAAGGACUUUUAGUCCAA
Molecule: messenger RNA, 2229 nt
Organism: Stegodyphus dumicola
Lineage: Eukaryota; Metazoa; Arthropoda; Arachnida; Araneae; Eresidae
Gene: galla-2
Product: MIP18 family protein galla-2
Cellular component (GO): cytosolic [4Fe-4S] assembly targeting complex
Source: RefSeq, a predicted model, not a curated record